AGUUUGCUGGAAUACCUUGCACGCGUCUGACCGGUUUUGACAAAUAAAUACAUCAAAGUAUAUAAUAAAAAUAUAUAUCUCGUUUAUUUUAAAAUAUUUAAUUAAUAAAUAAUCAUGUGAUAAGACUACUGGAUAUAACAAUAAAAGUGUAACAAUAAACAAAAAAUACGUUAAAUAAUGAAACAACAAUUAAUGUCAAUUGUUUUUUGUUAACCCGCCAUUUUUUUUUUCCUCAAAGUUUGCUAAAAAAAAAAAGAGUAAAAUCAAAUAAUAAAUUAUCAAUAGUGUUAGUAAUUUAUAAAAGUUAAUAGUUGUGAAUAUUAGUGAAACUCAAUUGUGUUAAUUGUUGAUCAAAAAAAAAAUUAUUGUGAAAAAGUUAAGGAUAGUGGUGUGUUUAUUGGAGUGUCAUGUGAUUAAAAAUUCAUUAGUGUUUGUUUAGAAGAAAUAUUGUCAUGAAUUUAUGGAAGUAUUGCAGUGGAUUUAGCAAAAUUAUUUUAUAGUGGACUCAAUGGCCAAGUAUUUGUACGUGUGUGGAAAAUUUUAAUGUCCUUGGACCCUCUGGAGUCACCACGCUCCCCGAGGUGGACCGCCUUCUACGGCAAUUUGAGACGAACUCUUGACAAGUAGAGCUGAUCAUUCGGCAUUCAAUCGUAGUAAUUUGCAAAAAAUCACGAGUGACAAUCUAGGGUAAUUUGUAAUUUCCUGAAGCUUGAUGUUAAAGAGAUGCUUUGAUGUACUCGUGCAACGAGAUAUUUACAUUAAACUAUCCAUCAAACGAGGCUAUACUGGAUUUGUUACUCACUUUACUAUCCGGUGAUUAACACUCAACAAGAAUUGACUAUUAUUAGACUUCAAGUCCAACAAAAAUAAUAAUGAUGGGAUAUUUAUCAAAUAUAUUAUUUUGUAUAAGUCUAAUAUUGACAAUGACAAAUGGCCAAGAAACAUAUGGUGAUUGUGCACCACCAUGUAAAUGUAAAUGGAUGGAUGGUAAAAGAGGAGCUGAUUGUUCAAAAUUAAAUUAUACAAAUAUACCAAAUUAUUUAUCAUCAUCCGUACAAGUAUUUGAUCUUGCUGAUAAUCAAAUAAAACAUCUUAAAGAAGGUGCAUUUUAUCAAGUUGGUCUUGUUAAUUUACAUAAAUUAAUAUUACGUGAUUGUAAAAUACAAGACAUUGAUGAUAAUGCAUUUAAAGAAUUGAAAAUAAUGAUUGAACUUGAUUUAUCAAGAAAUAAUAUACGAGAAUUAUAUCCAGGCACAUUUAAUUCAACUGAAAAAUUACGUUCAUUAUUAUUAAAUAAUAAUUAUAUUAAAACAUUAGAAAAUAAUUUAUUCCAUAAUUUAUUACAUUUACAAACAGUUGAUAUAUCAAAUAAUAAUAUUGAUACAAUUGCUGAUAAAACAUUUUAUAAUUUACCAAAUUUUAAAGCAUUUAAAAUAAAUAGUAAUAAUUUAACAAAUUUAAAAAUAUCAACAUUUCAACAUCUUGAAAAUUUAUAUACACUAGAUUUAGAUGGUAAUCCAUGGAAUUGUAAUUGUCAUUUAAAAGAUUUUCGUGAUUGGGCUAUUGCUAGAAAGCUAUAUACAGCACCAACGACAUGUGAUGAGCCAUCAUAUUUACAUGGUAAAUUAUGGACUGAAAUACCAAGUGAUGAAUUUGCAUGUCAUCCACAUAUCAUUAAAGUUGGACCAUCUAAAAAUAUUGAACUUGUACAAGGUGAACGUAUAACACUUUGGUGCAAUGGUGAUGGUAUACCAAAACCACAAUUAACAUGGUCACAUCAUUCAAAAUUAAUAACAAAUUCAACAACUGGUUUAAAUUAUGAAAAAAAAUAUAUUAUUAAUGAAAAUAAUGAAUGGUCAAAUUUAACAAUAAUAUCUGUUGAUAUGAAUAUUGAUAGAGGUGAUUAUAUAUGUAUUGCAACUAAUUAUGGUGGUACUGAUGAAGAAAAAAUUAAUUUAUCAAUUAUUGGAAGUCCAAAUGGAAAUAGAAAUACAUUAUUAAGUUAUUUACCAUGGUACCUUGGUUGUGGUGUUAUAUUUUUAGUAUUUGUUUUAUUUUUAUUGGCUUUUGUUGCUUGGAAUUGUCAAAAAAAACGUGUUAGACAAGAUGAAAAAAGUAUUGAAGUAACAUCACUUGAAAAUCAUGGAAUGGGUGAACAAGAAAAAUCAUUAAUAACUGCUGUUAAUCCAGUUGUUAAACCACCAAGAAGAUAUGAUGCACCAUCAUCUGUAACAUCACAUGGCACCGAUAUGACUGAGGUUAAUCGUACACUUCUUGACAACGAUUCUGUCUUUGCUGAUGGUGUGGGAAGCGUUAUUGGUAUUGUUGGUGGUAUCAGCGAGGACGAGGGUGAACAUGCAUGUACACCAGAAGCCGAGACGAUUAGUUUAGCACAUGGUACAAAUUAUCGUCAUUAUCCACCAGAUUUAUUGGCAUUUUCGGGUGGACGUGGAGCAUCACCAUCAAGUCAAUCAUCAAUGAUACCAGAACAACAAAUGAAUAUUGGUAGUGGUACACCAACAAGAUUAAUAAAUCAUCAUAUUGAUUUUGGUUCACCUGUAUCAGGAAAAUAUCCAGCAUCAUUUAAAACAUUACCACAUAAUAAAAGUUCAAAUUUAUCAUAUAAUACACCUGGUUCAUCAAUAUUACCACGUCAAGGAUACGUCACAAUACCACGUAGACCAAGAGCACCAAGUUGGAGUAGUGGACCACCAACAAUUGGUUCACCAAUUGAUAUUAUUGAACCAGUAUAUGAUAAUCUUGGUUUACGUACAACAGCUGAUGGUAGUUCAGUGCUAUCAUUAAAUAAAAGUCCUGAACCAACUUAUUCAAUGAGAAUGCGUCCAUUACCAGUAACACCAACAACAACAGCAACACCAACAACAACAAAUUAUAAUACAAUACAACGUAGUACACCAAAUAUUAUUUGUGAUAAUAAUAUUGAUAGAUCAGCACCAGAAGGAGCUCCAGAAUGGUCAACAAAACAAGAAGAUUUAGAUAUUCAAACAGUAUCAGACACAACUAGUACACUUGGUAGAAAAGUACCACCUCGACCACCACCAAAACCUAAAAAAAAAAAUAAUAAAAAAGUAAAUAAUGGUCCACUUUAUGAAGAUGAGGGUGAAGAUGGUACUGAAGUUUAAAAAAAAUUAAUAUAUUAUUGGCAUUAUCCAUAAUAUUUAAUUGAUUUAAAAAAAAAAAACCAUUUGAAUAGUGACCAAUUUGUGCCUUUGUUGGUGAUUUAAUGUUGGAACAUAAUUUUGGUCUUCCAAAUAUUUAUACAUUUAUUAUUUUAUAUUUAAUUAUUUGUUUAUUUUUUAAACUCUCAUAUAACACAUCAUAUUUAAACAUAAAUAUCUGGCAACAGUUAAGGUCGAUUAUUAUUAUUAGAUAAAAUAUUUUUAAUGAGGCAUUAAUAGUAUCUACAUGAUAAUAGAUAACUACAAUUUGUUCGUUAUUCAUUGUAUUGAUUAAUACAAAUAUAGACCAUCUUCGUAUUUAUAAAAAAAAACAAAGAUAAAUACGUCAUCUGCCAAAUUGUUUUAACUAAUUAACGUUUCUAAUUUAAUUACGGAUUAAUUUAUCAAUAAAAUAAUGAUUAUUUUGUUGAAAUUAAAAGACUAAUAUAUGUAAUAGUAAACUCAAUGAAAAGUGCUUGACUUUAUAUAAUUGGACAGUUGAAAUAUUUGAUAGAAUUGAACGAUAAAUAAUUAAAUAUUUACGGAAAUUUGUUGAUCAACAUGCAUGUGACCUAAAUAAAUCUGCAUUUACAUUUAUUUAUAAAACAUUAUUUUAUUUUAUUCAAAUGUAAAAGUUAAAAUAUAUUUAAACAGAAUAUAUUUCAAUUAUUUAUAGUGACUAAAUGCCAUAAAACUCGAAAUAAUUACUUUUUUUUUUUUUUGAAUAUAUUUUAAUAGCGAAAUUGUUUAAACUGUCAGACAAUUUAAUUACAAAAGCAUAUUAAUUUGAGCUUAAUUUACAUUUAUACUUUUAUUUUUAAAAUAAUAUUUAAACUUGUUUUUUUUUUUUUUUUCGUUGAAUUAUUGUUUUUUUUUUAUUUCAACAUACGGCAAUGAAUUUUUCCAAUAUACACUGUAAUAAUUUUUAGUCAAAAUUUAUUGUUAAUCCAGCAAAGCGCUCACCAGUUGUUAUAGUCGGGUUACAUUUUAUCCAGAAAACUUAACACCCUAAAUCUCCACUUCCAAUUUGGGAUUUUCGAUUCGAUAAAAACAACUUGUUACGAUUUUCUUCACCUCUUCCAAAUGAUUUAUUAUAACAAUAAUUUACUCAACAUAUUAUUCCUGUUUAAUACAUUUAAAUAAUUCCGAAUUAUCAUAUUUUUUUCUUUUCAAUUAUCAUUUUACUUUCUAUAGAUAAAAAAUAAAUUAAAAGAAAAAAAAUAAAAUAAACACUGUACAUAUAUAAAAUCAAUUAUACAAUAUAAUUAAAGAUUUGUUGUUUGUUUUGUUAAAUUUCAUUGCUAUUAAACUAUUAAUCAGUAUUAAAGUUUUUAUUUAUUUUUUUUGUUCAAUUUCUUUAUGGUAAAAUUAUUGGUUUAACUAUACGUUAAUUAAUCUUUUGAACAAUUUGAAGGUUUAAGAUUAUUGUGCUCCAUGUUAACGUAACCACAAGGGACUAUAAGUGCUUUACCAUUCUUGACAUUUUCAAACUUUCAUCUUUCUCUUUCUGGCUUUUUGUUUAUUUUUUCUCUCUUUUUCUUUCUCUCUUAACCCACAUUUUACAUUAAUUUCUUGACAAUAACGUCAGCUCGUUGUGACCAGGCUUGUUCACUCGAGUACUUUUCAAAAGCAACUAAUUUACACUUCACCUUUAUUAUUGACCAUUUUUAUUGACAUUAUAAUAAUUUUAAUCAUUAAAUAGUAAACAUUAUUUCUUCCAUUUCUUUUUUUUUUUUUUUUUUUUUUUAAUGAAUAUAAAUACUGAAAGAAAAAAAAAAUAUAAAUAAAUUAAAGAAAUACAUUUAUAUACGUAAUAUAUUUUUGUAAUUUUGUAUUUUUGAUGUAACUGUUGUGUGGAACAUGGCCCAUAAGAUAAAUUCCUAUUUUCAUUGACAAAACGUUGUGCUCGAAAGAUUAAUGACAGUAAAAAAAAAAAACUAAAAAAAUAUAUAUAACAAUUUAUCAAUUGCCGGUUUUCAGCGUAAAUUCAUUGGAAAAUUGAGAACAAUUUUAAAAUUUAAAAUGUAGAAAUUACUUUUUUUUUUUGUUAGAUAAACAAACAACUUGUAAAUGUUUUUGAAAUGUUCAAUUGAAAGACAAUCUGAUGUAUUUUCAGAUAAAAAAUUAAAAGAGGCACUUUACCAAUUAAUCAAUAAUAUCUGUUUAUUAUUUAUGUUAAAUUCUUCGGCCUAGAUUAAA
Messenger RNA from Aphidius gifuensis, 5378 nucleotides. RefSeq names its product amphoterin-induced protein 2-like (gene kek5). The coding region runs from base 873 to 3143 and encodes 756 amino acids. Gene Ontology annotation, molecular function: protein binding. NCBI's taxonomy places the organism in Eukaryota, Metazoa, Arthropoda, Insecta, Hymenoptera, Braconidae. The record is from RefSeq and is a predicted model, not a curated record. The transcript has 7 exons.